Messenger RNA from Orycteropus afer afer, 2064 nucleotides. The record is from RefSeq and is a predicted model, not a curated record. Lineage: Eukaryota; Metazoa; Chordata; Mammalia; Tubulidentata; Orycteropodidae.
AUGAAACUUAAGUUAAAUGUGCUCACCAUUAUUUUGCUGCCUAUCCACUUGUUAAUAACAAUAUACAGUGCCCUUAUAUUUGUUCCAUGGUAUUUUCUUACCAAUGCCAAGAAGAAAAACGCUAUGGCAAAGAGAAUAAAAGCUAAGCCCACUUCAGACAAACCUGGAAGUCCAUACCGCUCUGUCACGCACUUCGACUCACUAGCCGUCAUAGACAUUCCUGGAGCGGACACCCUGGAUAAAUUAUUUGAUCAUGCUGUAGCCAAGUUUGGGAAGAAGGACAGCCUUGGGACCAGGGAAGUCCUAAGUGAAGAAAACGAAAUGCAGCCAAAUGGAAAGGUUUUUAAGAAGUUAAUUCUUGGGAAUUAUAAAUGGAUGAACUAUCUCGAAGUGAACUCCAGAGUGAAUAACUUUGGUAGUGGACUCAUUGCAUUGGGACUAAAACCAAAGAGCACUAUUGCCAUUUUCUGUGAGACCAGGGCUGAGUGGAUGAUUACGGCACAGACCUGCUUUAAGUACAACUUUCCUCUUGUGACUCUAUAUGCUACGCUUGGCAAAGAAGCAGUAGUUCAUGGACUAAAUGAAUCUGAGGCUUCCUAUCUGAUUACUAGUGUUGAACUUCUAGAAAGUAAACUUAAGACGGCAUUGUUGGAUAUCAACUGUGUUAAACAUAUCAUUUAUGUGGACAACAAGACUAUCAGUAGAGCAGAAUACCCUGAAGGAUUUGAGAUUCACAGCAUGCAAUCAGUAGAAGAGUUGGGAUCCAAGCUGGAAAACUGUAACAUCCCUCCAAAUAGACCAGUUCCUUCAGACUUGGCUAUCGUAAUGUACACUAGUGGAUCUACUGGCCGCCCUAAGGGAGUGAUGAUGCAUCAUAGCAAUUUGAUAGCUGGAAUGACAGGCCAGUGUGAAAGAAUACCUGGACUGGGACCAAAAGACACAUAUAUUGGCUACUUGCCUUUGGCCCAUGUACUCGAAUUGACAGCCGAGAUAUCUUGCUUUACCUAUGGCUGUAGGAUUGGAUAUUCUUCUCCACUUACACUCUCCGACCAGGAAAUCAUGGAUAGAAUUUAUAAGAAUGUUAUGAGCAAAGUCCAAGAGAUGAACUAUAUUCAGAAAACUCUGUUCAAGAUAGGGUACGAUUACAAAUUGGAACAGAUCAAAAAGGGUUAUGAUGCACCUCUCUGCAAUCUGAUACUGUUUAAAAAAGUGAAGGCUCUGCUAGGAGGGAAUGUCCGUAUGAUGCUGUCUGGUGGAGCACCACUGUCUCCUCAGACACACCGAUUCAUGAAUGUCUGCUUCUGCUGCCCAGUUGGCCAGGGUUAUGGAUUGACAGAAUCAUGUGGUGCUGGGACAGUUACUGAAGUUACUGAUUAUACUACUGGACGAGUUGGAGCCCCUCUCAUUUGCUGUGAAAUUAAGCUAAAAGACUGGCAGGAAGGUGGUUAUACAAUUCACGACAAGCCAAACCCUAGAGGAGAAAUCGUAAUUGGUGGACAGAAUAUCUCCAUGGGAUAUUUUAAAAAUGAAGAGAAAACAGCAGAAGACUAUUCUGUGGACGAAAAUGGACAAAGGUGGUUUUGCACUGGUGAUAUUGGAGAAUUCCACCCUGAUGGAUGCUUACAGAUUAUUGAUCGUAAGAAAGAUCUGGUGAAGCUACAAGCAGGAGAGUAUGUAUCUCUUGGAAAAGUAGAGGCUGCACUGAAGAACUGUCCACUUAUUGACAAUAUCUGUGCUUUUGCCAAAAGUGACCAGUCCUAUGUGAUCAGUUUUGUGGUUCCUAAUCAGAAGAGAUUGAGUCUUUUAGCACAACAGAAAGGAGUAGAAGGAACUUGGGUUGAUAUCUGCAAUAACCCUGCCAUGGAAGCUGAAAUACUGAAAGAAAUUAGAGAAGCUGCAAAUACCAUGAAAUUGGAGCGAUUUGAAAUUCCAAUCAAAGUUUGCCUAAGCCCAGAACCAUGGACCCCUGAAACUGGUCUGGUAACUGAUGCUUUCAAGCUGAAAAGGAAGGAACUGAGGAACCACUACCUCAAGGACAUUGAGCGAAUGUAUGGGGGCAAAUGA